AUGAUUCAGCGGCCGACCACUAUUGACGUCGUCGUCGUCGGAGUUUCGGUCGCAGCGUACCUGCGGAGUCACCUGUCGCACCUGUGUGGUGACGAGCUCAGAUACAGCUUUGAACACCGGCAUGUGCACGGUGUUAUAAAUAAUCUGAAGUUCUAUUCGCGGUCCACAGCAACUAGCUGCACUUUCCAGGCAAGAGCUGUGGCGGUUACUCAGUGCAGCCAGCCAAAAAAGUAUCCAGAGGUGCAGUCUGGCAAGCACUACCUAUGCUCUGGAGGCAUCAUCGGCUACGGUGCUGACAUCUACGCCGUGCUCACUCACAAGGUCGUUGCCGACGGCGACGACGACCAGCUCUACUACACCAACAUCUACCUGGACGCGGAGCUCAGGGACAAGUUUAAGAUUAAGCUGGACCACAAGUCAGAAAUCUUCCAGAAUCUCAACGGCGCUCGAGAUGAUGUUAAGCUGAUGUUUGAGGAAGGCCUACCAUACGUGGAGAACACUGCUUAUUCAACCAGACCCAUCGUCCUGCACGGCAAUGGACUAUCGAAGAUGUACCUCUUGUUCCUGACUAACUACGUGCCGGGCAUGUGGACGGUCAACAGGGGAUGCAGCUGGUGUGAUGACGACCUCAUCAGACUCAACGACCGCGAGGAGUCGGCGUACCCGCUCGUCACGGUCGCGUUGUUCAUCGAGAAGCCGACGCCAUUCAUGGAGGAACAUCUGCAGUUGUUCACCAGUCAGUUCUACCCGAAGAAGAGGAUCGACUUGUUCAUCCACAGCGCGACGCGGUACCACGCGCAGCACAUCGACACCUUCCUGACAGAGUUCAAGGACCAGUAUCGCAGCAUUCACCACAUCAGCGCCAACAAGUCCGUCACCGAGUGGGUGGCGAGGAACGCCGGCAUAAGCCACUGUGUGGAGAAGGGCUGUGAAUUCUACUUUGUUGUGGAUAGUGAGGCCCAGCUGGUCAACCCCCGGGCCAUACAGCUGCUGGUCGAACAGAACCUGUAA
Molecule: messenger RNA, 1011 nt
Organism: Priapulus caudatus
Lineage: Eukaryota; Metazoa; Priapulida; Priapulimorpha; Priapulimorphida; Priapulidae
Product: procollagen-lysine,2-oxoglutarate 5-dioxygenase 1-like
Exons: 12
Coding region: 1-1011 (336 amino acids)
Biological process (GO): peptidyl-lysine hydroxylation
Cellular component (GO): endoplasmic reticulum
Molecular function (GO): procollagen-lysine 5-dioxygenase activity
Source: RefSeq, a predicted model, not a curated record